AUGGAAGUUUUGGAUACAAAACCUGAAAGAACGAAGAGCAGAAGCAAGUACAGCAUCAUCAUUCCAACUUAUAACGAACGUCUAAACAUCGCCCUCGUCACUUACCUCAUCUUCAAGCAUCUCAGGUAUCUCAUACAACAAUCGGAAGGAAAACACUGGAUUUUGAGUUCAUUCGAUGCAAAUUCCUUAUAUGCUUCUGGAGCUAGAUCAGAUUACGUUUACAGUAUGUCUUCAUGAAACGAGGUUUUUUGUAUCUUUGACCUGAGCCCUAUCAUGUUAUUAUUAAAGCAUGUUGGCCUUUGGUUUUCUCUGGCUUCUGCUAUUCAUUAUUAAUAACCAAUAGUUAUGACGUUCCGUUCAUAGUCUUAAAGAGGAUUAACUGAAUGUGGGUGCGUGUGAUUUCUCUUCCUUUUUUUUUUUUUCUCGACUAAGAUCUCUCUCUGGCUUCUCCCUAAAAGUCCAGAGAGAUGGGAGCCUUUGAAUUUCUCACUUAUUGAUGACAGGAUGGAGCCUUUUUCUAUUAACUGGAUUAAUUGUUAUUGAUGACAGGAUUGAUUUUUACCCCAGUGAGAUCAUACUGACACGUUAUUUAAUAAAAAUUGUCCUUCCGUGUUUCAUGGAUUCUUUAUGAAUGACAAUGUCUGAGAUGCUUGCCGUGUUUUUUAAUCCAUGGACGACAAUAGCUACUCCUUUCAUAGCAGAGGAAUUGUCCUUGAAUUUUAUUUUUUUAAAAUUUGAAAAUCCUCAGUUUGUUCUACAGUCUCCAGAGGGCCUUCAGUUGAAGACAACAACCCCCUUCCUCCACCCUCCACUCCCUGUGAAAAAAAGAUAAGAAAAAAAAGGGCAUACAGUUUUCCAUUUUUUUUACUCUCUCUGAUGUUCAUUGUGAAAUGUUAGCAGCUGAGGGAGGUAAUAACGGAUAACUCUGCUUUUUGGACUUUAUUUUCUCCAUGUACUGCAUCAGUAUCUUGAUUUCUUGAAUGCAACGAGUUAUGUCACCACCUUUAUCAGUGUUGAUUACAGUUCUGAAAAUAAUUGGACCAAGGAUGCGCGUUGAAUGAAUCAUUGGCAGUGUAAUGGCAAUAGUCUUCUUAGCUUUUACUGAUGACGGAUCAUUAGUCGAUCAUAUUAUAUGGACGUCCUGCUUUUUGAAAGUUAAUUUUUAUGCUCAAACAGCCCAUCUCUUGCUGAUUCUUGACGUCAUAUCCUCUUAUUUGAAAUUAUACUUUUUAUCAAUUUCUACAUUAGAUUUUCUUCUAUCAUUGUCAUCUAUCCAUUCUUCAAUAGGAUAUAUUUCCUUUUUGCCUCGUUUUUAUCUAUUGAAGUUUUUUCAUGUAUUCCUGACUAUCUACUAGGCUGGAUGAAGGAAAGAACCACUGUUCUUUUUUUAUGGAAUACCCACUGUUGGGUAUUCCAUGAGGUCUCUCUCAGUUACCUUAAAUUUCUUGGUGACCAUGUUACACCGUGUUGAUAUUAUUGUCCGAUGAUAUUUUUAAUUACUAUUAUCAUAUGCUAAACUGCCAAGGAUCCUGACUGACUCCUAUGCACAGUGGUAGAAUAACCGGCAUUGCUGAUUUUGUUUGGUUAUCUACUCUAGUGAUGUAGAUUUUGAGAUAAUUGUUGUGGAUGAUGGAAGUCCUGAUGGAACCCAAGACGUUGUAAAGCAGCUGCAGAAAGUCUAUGGGGAAGAUCGUAUCGUAAGCACUGUGUUAUCUUCUUUGGAAGGGUUUAAACUCAUUGUUAUCCUUAGCAAACUUUCCUAGUAACUGACUUUCACUUGUUGAUUUUUCUUCAUUCCACUUCUGCUGAAUGAUGAAUUGACUUAGCUAUUAAGACCAAGACCAAGCAAACUUGGUCUAGGUAUGGACAUACCCAUUUCUCUUUCGUCUUGUGAAACAGCAUGGAGAACGGUUCUUAAAUAGAUCUAUUUUCAGGAACUGCAUAUCGUCAUGGCUUGAAGCAUGCAUCUGGUGAUUUUGUGGUGAUAAUGGAUGCCGAUUUAUCUCAUCAUGUAAGCAAAGAAUAUAACUUUUUCAAAUGAAUCCAAACAGAUAUCUCUGAGUUUCAUUAACUCAUUUCCUAUUCUACAGCCGAAGUACUUGCCAGGCUUCAUCAGGUGCACUGCGAUACUACGCCUUACCUUAUUUUCGUGAGGAGUACCCCUCCAUUGGUUAGAUGCACGUAUUUAAAAAGGAUGCUACUUAAAGAGGAAUGUCUGAUGGUUUCAGUGAAACCUUUUUCUGCAUGUGUUUCUAAUAAAUUGAUUAAAGUCCUGAAAAAGAAUGGUAGCCUUCUGUACUGUGGUAUUUUUUUUGUUUUUCCCCAUGCACUAGUGGUUUUUUUGUAUUUGGUGUGCAGUUUCCUUAUCGACAGUGCUCCAUUGCGCUUUUUAAAUCCAAGAACAUUCAUCUUAUUUAGUAAUUCAAUUGAUCUUUCAUUAUAUUCGAUACGCCUUGAUGAGAUGUUCAUUAUUUUUUUUUUGUAAAUCCCCAAUAAACUCGUGAUGAUCAGGAAGCAGACAGAGACUGGUGCGAGCAUUGUCACUGGGACUCGUUAUGUUAGAGGCGGCGGUGUACAUGGUUGGAACCUCAUGAGGAAGCUCACAAGCAGAGGGGCCAACGUGCUUGCACAAACAUUGCUAUGGCCUGGGGUGUCUGACUUGACUGGUUCCUUCCGGUGAGUCACACGCAUAACGGCAGAUGCAGCUUUUCCGCAUAGAUAGAAGGCUAAUAAUGUUCGCCUCUGUUUCCCAGGCUAUACAGGAAAUCUGUUCUUGAGGAUGUCAUCAAUUCCUGUUUUAGCAAAGGAUACGUGUUCCAGAUGGAAAUGAUUGUUAGAGCAUCAAGGAAAGGCUACCAUAUUGAAGAGGUGAAUCAAUUAAACUUUAAUGAACCUAUGUAGGGUAGGUAUCAUCAAUUUUUCUGUACCACUGCAUUCUGAACAAUGAUGAAGGGGCCAAUCUUUUCUUCUUCUUCAUGCUCUGCAGGUGUGAUGGUAAUGUGGGUUUUCUUCUUUCACUGCAUAAUUUCGGGGAAUCUUCAUCGAUUCCUUCUCAUUCGUGUUCGUUGACUUUCUCCAGCAAUACUUGGGAAAAAAAUAUUUAACUGUGGACUAUCUUUUUUCACCUGUACGUUGACUUUUAAAAGAUUAGGAGGAAGGGCUCUCCCUUGUUAUAUUUUCUUGUGAGGAAAGACUUUUUUGUCGAAAUAAAAUAGUUCUUAGCAUUUUUGUCUGACUAAAACUCUGUAGUCUGAUCAUCCAAAAUUUUAAAACUAAUUAUGUGGGUGCGAUAUUUUAUUCUUUUGCUGCAUAAUUUCGGGGAAUCUUCAUCGAUUCCUUCUCAUUUGUGGUCUGCACAGCUUAUUUUCGAAUUUCUCCAGCGAUAUUUGGGGAAAAAAAUUAACUCAGGGCUAUCUUUUUUCUCCUGAACGUUGACUUUUUUUUAAUGGGGAAUAGGGCUCUCCCCUGUUAUUAUAUUUAUCUUGUUAUGAAAGACUUAUGAUCGAAAUAAAAUGGUUCUUAGUGUAAUUUUUUUCUGACUGUAAGUAAAUCUCUGGUCUGAUCAUCCACACGUUUAAAACUACCUUGCAGGUUCCUAUAACCUUUGUCGACAGGGUUUAUGGCAGUUCUAAGCUAGGAGGAUCAGAGAUUGUCGAAUAUCUCAAAGGCCUGGUGUAUCUUCUGCUCACAACAUGA
Messenger RNA from Spirodela intermedia, 3696 nucleotides. The record is from the annotation of a GenBank genome assembly. NCBI's taxonomy places the organism in Eukaryota, Viridiplantae, Streptophyta, Magnoliopsida, Alismatales, Araceae.